Molecule: messenger RNA, 555 nt
Organism: Striga asiatica
Lineage: Eukaryota; Viridiplantae; Streptophyta; Magnoliopsida; Lamiales; Orobanchaceae
Source: the annotation of a GenBank genome assembly
GCAUUCAUCCCACAACACAACAUCAAUCUUCACAACAAAUCACAUUCUUCCAUAACGAGUCCUCAUUUGCCGAAAUCCAUCUACGAUACCACAGAUCCCCACAAGACUAAGUUCGAAUCACGGCACAACUCAACAAUUCAACUGCUCGAAAUACACAAGUGCAAUCUAAAACAGAAUCACCAAAAAUCAAAACGAAAAUCAUAUAAUAAAUCCACAUUUCAAACCAACGGAUGUAAAGAAAAACGAAAGUUACAAGCAGAGUCAAAAUCGGGCCUCGAUCCUCUGGCGGAGAAAGGUCCGUUUUUCGGCACGAGUCCAUUGGACGAUCUCCUUGCAGAGGGAGAUUUGGAGGUCGGAUGUGCCGGGGAUUUUGGCCACGGCAUCGAUUAUGACGCGGACGAUCUUGGCCGUCUUGGCCUUGGGGAUGAGGGAGAAGAAAGGCCGGAGCUUGGUCAGGAGGCUCUGGAGGUCGUGGGCCCGGCCUUCCUGCCUGAGGAGGUCUGCAAGGUUGUUGAUGGCUUGUUCUUUGAUGCGCAGGGCCUCGGGGGAGGAUGA